Messenger RNA from Dreissena polymorpha, 2489 nucleotides. Its product is annotated as putative nuclease HARBI1. NCBI's taxonomy places the organism in Eukaryota, Metazoa, Mollusca, Bivalvia, Myida, Dreissenidae. The record is from RefSeq and is a predicted model, not a curated record. The coding region runs from base 663 to 1559 and encodes 298 amino acids. The transcript has 6 exons.
GGAGCCCGUCUUAUCAACGAUCGUACGCCAAAGAUAAUCGUAAGAAACGGCUAAGAUCGUCGUACGAUUUUCUUAAGAUUUUACAGUGUCUUAUGAAAAUUCCCAUCUUACCUAAAUCUUACGAUUUUGCCUAAAAAGUUACGACUACCUCUUGGCACUCGCAAAUAUUGCGAUAUUCGUAAAUAUGGCGGAAUUUGUUGCGUUGUUUGAUGUAAACGAGCAAAACAGACGCAGACAAAGGGUUUUCCGUGAACGUGUGAAUAUUUUGGAUGAAUUAAGAGACGAAGAAAUCAUCGCACGAUACAGACUGAGCAGAGAAGCGAUUACGUACCUGAAUGAAACAUUGAGGGUAGAUUUAGAACCGAAGACAAAAAGAUCAAACUCACUCUCAUCUCUUACUCAGGUACAGACUAAAUUAUUUUACGGGUGCAUGUAAAGAAAUGUUCACUGCAUUGUAACCAAUUGAACUGUUGGGAAUCGUCUUUGAUAAACAUGCGUUUUGUAGAUAUGGAUCAAUUUGUGUUUGUAAACAAAAUAAAGUUUAGCUAAAGAAACUUCAGCGUACAGUUUACAUAGUAUUGACAGGCCUGUAUAAAGUCGCGCCAGUCAAAAAUCAUAAAAAGCGACAUUUAAAGUUAUGGUAGCCAGAACUAAAUAAAGUUAUGUUAAGUAUCAUCAAACGAUCCGGCAAAAAUGUUCAUUAUCUAGCGCCAAGUAACAAAAAUGCUCUUUAUGUGUUGCAUCUCAUACAGGUUCUAAUCGGGCUUCGGUUCUUGAGCAAGGGUGAUUUUUUUUCUGAGGUUGCAGAUAUUCAUGGUGUCAGUAAGCCUACAGCAGCUCGAUGCUUCCAUGUUUUCAUUGAUAGCCUGAAUCGUCGUCUACAUAAUAUCAGAUUCCCAACUGAAAAUGGCGCUAUGGCACUCUCAAAACAAGACUUCUACAGGCGGUGUAGGAUUCCAAACGUUCUCGGUGCUGUUGAUGGGACUUUGGUUCCAAUUCUAGGCCCUUCCGAAAAUGAAGAGGCAUAUAUUUGUAGAAAGGGGUUUCACGCCAUCAAUGUGCAAGCUGUUUGUGAUUCUCGAAUGAAUUUCAUAGAUGUAGUUGCAAAGUGGCCAGGUUCGCAGCAUGAUGCUUCCAUUUUCAACACCUGUGGUCUAAAGGAACACCUGGAAAGAACACAUGCAGGAAUUUUGCUUGGGGAUAGCGGAUAUGGCCUGAGAAGAUAUCUUCUAACACCUAAACAAAAUCCCAUGACAGAGUCUGAAAGGCGUUACAAUAAUUACCAUGCCAGGGGAAGAGUGGUUAUUGAAAGAGCGUUUGGUGUGCUGAAAUCUAGAUUUCGAUGCCUACACAAAUCUGGUGGUGUACUUCCAUUCAACCCUACAAAAAGUUCUCAUGUUGUUGUGGCCUGUAUGAAGCUGCAUAAUCUGUGCAUAACGUUCAACGUGAAGGAACCACAAGAUGCAGUCCAUGUGAAUGAGCUUGCAAAUGAGGAUGUCUUAAAUGAGCAUGAUGACAAUGCGCAUUCAUUUAGACAGGCAAUCAUUAACAUGUUUUGAAUGACUGGUUAUAAGCACGUUGUAAUUUUGUAUAGAUGUAGUUAAACAAUUCAAUUCAAAUUGAUAUGAACUGUUUUGUUUACAUAAAAGUUUACUGUAUUUAUGCCCCCCUUCGAAGAAAAGGGGGUAUAUUGUUUUACACAUGUCGGUCGGUCCGUCCACCAGAUGGUUUCCGGAUGAUAACUCAAGAACGCUUAGGUCUAGGAUCAUGGAACUUCAUAGGUACAUUACUCAUGCCUGGCAGAUGACCCCUAUUGAUUUUUAGGUCACUAGGUCAAAACGUAAAGGUUACAGUGACUCGAAAUAGCAAAAUGGUUUCUGGAUGAUAACUAUAGAAUGCUAACGCCUAGGAUCAUGAAACUUCAUAGGAACAUAGAAUAUGAUUGGGCAGAUGACCCCUUUUGAGUGUCAGGUCACUAGGUCAAAGGUCAAGGUCACAGUGACUCGAAACAGUAAAAUGGUUUCCGGAUGAUAACUCAUUAAUGCUUACGGCUAGGAUCAUGAAACUUCAUAGGUACAUUGAUCAUGACUGGCAGAUGACCCCUAUUGAUUUUCAGGUCACUAGUUCAAGUUCACAGCGACUUGAAAGAGUAUAAUGCUUUUCUGAUCAUAACUCAACAAUAAUUAGGUCUAGGAUCAAGAAUAUUCAUAGGUGAAUUGAUCAUGACUGGCAGAUGACCCCUAUUGAUUUUCAGGUCACUAGGUUAAACAAAUUAUUCAAACAAUGGCUGCCACUACAACUGACAGCCCAUAUGGGGGGCAUGCAUGAUUUACAAACAGCCAUUGUUAUAGUUACACAUUUUUCAAAUGACCUUUCAAAAUAUGACAUUUAGUUAUUAACUUAUAAUGAGUGAUCUUGUGAUAAAAAAAGAGUUGCCAUUUUUUUAUUUAAAAGUAUUAUGCCAGCAAAUAUAUAACUUUAAACCAUAA